Messenger RNA from Entelurus aequoreus (snake pipefish), 4885 nucleotides. RefSeq lists its product as uncharacterized. The transcript is spliced from 4 exons. Bases 1 to 912 code for a protein of 303 amino acids. NCBI's taxonomy places the organism in Eukaryota, Metazoa, Chordata, Actinopteri, Syngnathiformes, Syngnathidae. The record is from RefSeq and is a predicted model, not a curated record.
AUGUUUUGCCUGAUUGCAGCUGUGCAUGAAGGCAAUGAGACGGUGGACUAUGCUGCCAGGAAGGUUGUCAGGAAGUCACAGCACAUUCCACCACUUUUCAGUCCACACUCUCCACUUGGCUGCAGCAAUCCUUUUCUGCUGCCCUCCACCAGAGAGCGCUGUACCGUGGUGGCCAUCUUGGGAACUCUUCGCCGGGUGACCUUCUCCGUGGUCAGCCAGGCUCAGGAUCCCGGCUGCUACGACAGCGGCAUGGAGGACUCGGAGACCCCCAGCAGCAAGAGUUCAUCGGGGCCACGCAUGGGAGCUCUGCCACUGCCGGAGGAAGGUUACGAGCGCACCACACCCGAGGGCAGUGUGGGGGAGGAGGAGCAUGUGGAGAACGAUGCCAGGCAGCUGCCAGAUGUGGCUUUGACCGGAAAGUGUACGCGGGAGUGUGAUGAGUUCGGCCACUCGGACACAUGUUGGAUGCCCAUGCGCUCGUCGCCACGGCAACGCCACGGCAGCGACCCCCCGCGACUCUCCACCUUUUCCCCCGGUGACGACAACAACAAUCUGCGAAGGAACGACCACGAGAGCGACAGCGAGAGCGCGGGGAGCGCCGGGAGCUCGGAACCAGGGAUUGUCGUCCCCGGAGAAGGUCAGAGGUUACCCCUAGUCAACGGUGACCCUCUGGGCACCUUAGGAAGAGCCAACAAGAACAUGGGCGACCACAAUCGGAACCUUCUCAACCGGAAGAUGACCUCGGCGUCGUACGACACCUUCAGCAGCGCAGGCUUUGGGAGGCGCCAACAGGAGGAGGGAGGAGGAGAAGAAGGCCAAAACCCAGCGGAGGUCAUACCUCUCACCCGAACUGGAGGGGACUUCAAGACCACGUCCUGCCUCACAUUGUCACGCCGUGAAGUCUACCUGUGACCUCCUCCGGCACGCAGCAAUCGGCCUUUAGUCGGACUUGUCAACAUGAUGCUUGACUAGAAGUUGUAUAUGCAUUGAGAACUUGUGGAUUGUAAUAUUUAUACUUCAGCCAGUGAUGCAUCAACUCCUUUGAGAGCUCCUGCCAGGAGUACUUUCCUUUAAAAAGACUACAAAACAAGAAGAAAAAGAAGUGAACGCUGAUUCUAUAAUGUGGAGGAGGACGACAGCAUCUCUCCUUCAUUGUUUUUCUACCUGAAUCUGAUGCAUGCCAGACCUUCUGCCUCUGAGAGAAAGACUUGAAAUCUUCAUCACAACGCAAACUUUCAAGAGUCAAGCGGCAAACGUUCAACGUUUAGCGAUAAGCAGAAAAAAAUACAACUUAGCUCUCCGGUUUGAAUUUAUUGAAGCAGAAUUAGCGUCACACUAUACCAACAAAAAAUAAUAUACAUUUUUAAUAAUAAACACGCCAAUUUACAAAAAUAACGUGGCAACAACACAGAAUUCAAACCUGACAUUUGCAAGCAACAGACUGAAUCUCGCCUAUUUUCAUUUUUAAGCGCAUGCUGACAAAAAUCAAUUCACAUCCAAAUUGUGAAUUACGAAUCUAAAUUGGUUUGUUAUUUUUAAGAAUCAAUUUUUAAACUGAGGAUUUUGUUUAUUUUACUUGCUACGUGUAUACGUCAACCUUUUGUAACCCUUUUUUGAAAAGGUUUUGUUAUAACUUGCAUCAUUAUUACAAUUCCAAUAUAAAUAUUAGACCAAAUAAUAUCAUCUGAGAAUCAGUUUGAAUCCAGAAUCCAUUCUGUAUUCCAAGAAUAGGAAUGACAUUUAAGUUGUAAGAUCAGCAACCCGAGCAAAGGCUGCAUUUGUCAUAUUCAGACUUUUUUAUGUUGAUUUGAUUUCCUGAAGUUGCAACUUUUCGCUUUUACAACAUCUUUAUUUUAUGCUGAUUUUAUGUAGUUAUUUGGUUUACGUUAUAUUUUUGUAAAUAAAUAAAUACAAAUUAUGGUAACAUAACAACUUUAAACUCCCCCAUCUUUUUCAUGUAAAACGACAAGUUUUUGAAAUUAUUUUGUUACACCUUUAUUUUUGGUUUAGACAUUUUUAUCAAAAUAUUACAACUUUAUGCAAGUAAAACAAAAUCUCGUAACACUAUGAUUUUAUUCAAAUAAAAUUGCAAGAGAUACUCGGAUUUUGUUCUGGAAAACAUCGUAAGCCGGCUAGUUGUGAAGCGUUUGUGAUUCCAAAGAUGUGGAGGACCUCAGGCAGGGUGCAGGUUAGAUGAGUCUUUACUUCAAUACACAAGGCAACAUACCAAACUGGGUGCUAGCUUAGUGUGGCAUUAAGAUAGCUGAGUGAAAAACGUGCGUAGCGUGAAACAAACAACAAACAAAUAGUCGUCUGUAGUGAACACUGGAGCAGAAACCAAGACAGGAAAACACCAGAAUAUAAAAGGGAGUGAUUGGGGAAGAACCAAGUGAGGACGCUAAUCAAUUAGAGAAAGCAGGUGCAGCUAAUCAGUCACCUAGCAACAGCAAAAUGUAACCAAGGAAGCAAAGGAGCAUCGAAAAACAUAACAGGCCACUAAACUAAGGAGAAUAAUACACAGACUCUAACCUGGUGGGACAAACCACAACAAUACCUUUUAAAACUGUUCUCAUAGGACAUUAGUGUCUUUUACAACUUUUUCCUAAAAAUAAACAUCGAACUAUAUUCUUGCAAUUUUUCUUACUGGUAAUAUAAUUUAUUUCUUUUCUUAAGUUAAAACAUUUUCCCUGUAUUAUUACAACUUUAUUAUCAAAUGAUGACUUUCUUCUUAUAGCGCCAUAUUAUAUUUCCCAUUUAGUGUGGCCCUAAUACUUCUUCGUACAAUGUAAACUAGUUAGAUAAGACAAGGUUGAGUAAAAGAACAAGUAGUCUGUUAGUUAUAUGCGGCUUACAUUAGUGUCAAUUGUUUCUUGAGGAACACCAACUGUACUUUUACUUACAGUAUAGUACUAAUGAACAAGUGUACAGUACAAGGCAAUUAUUAUAGAUCAUCUUAAUGAUCCCUAAAGCAGGUACUCUUUUUUUCUAGACUGCAACUAUGUGAAUUUUUGAUAAUAAUCUCAUGUAACCACUCAGAACACAAGCGCAUCACGGUGGGUUUGACCUCAUGCCUUCACACACAGCCUGUAUGUCCUGGAUAUUAAGUAUGCCUACAUUGGAAAACAAAGCAGCGUUGUCCACUCACCUACAAGACCGUGACCCUGCGUGUGCAUGAACACGCCAACGGGCACACGCACCUACACACAAACUGGCGUGGAGGCAUGAAUCCUCACAUUGACUUUACCACAAAGACAAUGGGCAUUGGCUUUCCUGCAGUACACUUAUGCAUACAAACGGCUAUUUAGAACAUUGAAUAACAUGCAGCUCCAUUAAAAGAACUUCCAUCACAACGUGUAAGAUUCAACAGUGUGCAGAUAAAACAUCCAUCCAUCCAUUUUCUACCACUUGUCCCUCUAUCCCAGCUGCACUUGAGUGGAAGGAGGGGUACACCCUGGACAAGUGUCCGCCUCAUGGAAGGGGCCAACACAGAUAGACAACAUUCACACACUAGGGACCAUUUAGUGUUGCCAAUCAAUCUAUCAGGUGUAUGUAUUUGGGGGUGGGAGGGGCCUAUCCCCAGGUGCAUGUCUUUGGAGGUGGGACGAAGCCGGAAUACCCCUCCGGGUAUUCCGGCUUCGUCCCACGCGGUCACGGGGAGAACAUGCAAACUCCACAGAGCCCAGGGAUCGAACCCAGGACCUUCCUAUUGUGAGGCACACGCACACACCACAAUCCUACCGUGCUGCCCAGAUAAAACAUAGUCAGCGUAAUGUAAGUAGGACUCAUAGUCUGGGGUAAUAAUGCUAACCCUUUUCUGGGAAUAAAAAGGCUUUUUGGGGAUAUUUGCUUCCAUCUGUACUGUAACUAAUGGUGUGCUUAAAGGCAAAUAGAGAUGAAGAUGGCAGGAAGAGGGGAAACACUUUUAAAUUCAGAUUGCACAAAGCGCAACCCCGUGUUUCUGUGCAUGAACUCUUUCGCCCUUUCCCACUUUUGAAGAGCGGCGGCUGCAGACUGCACAUCUUAAUUCCCAUCAUGAGAUAAUCGGGUUAGCACGUCCCUCUGGUCUUAAUGAGUCCCUUUUAUGGCUCCUCUCCUCCCUUCAUCUUACACAAUCUUAUUAUCAACGUCUCAAUAUGUGAAUGUAACCGCAAUUUGUCAGGAAGUGUGUCUCCUCAUUGUUCUGGUGCUUUCCGAGCAGAUAAUGAGGGGAGGGACUAGGUUUAAGAUUCUUAUGUAUGAGUAUGAGUGGGACAGCAAGCAUUUGAUGCCUAUCCAUGUAUAUAUAGUGUAUGUACCUUCUACAAGCGUGUGUCUCCCUAGAGCUGUCUUCAUUCCCUGACAGACUUUAUCCACUGCUGGAAUGGAUGCUCCAAAAAGGAACGUUUUGCCAAGAGACCCUUUAUCUCUGCUGUUUUAAGGCAGUUUCAUGAUUGCACCUUUCAAGGGAACUCGCUGUAAAUGAAUCAGUAACCUUUGAUAGAAUAUACUGCACGUUUAAACAUGUUUCACUACUGCAAAAACAAGAGGGGUGGCAGUCCUAAAGAGGACAUUUUAGCAGACAGGACAGUGGACAUUGGACUGUCCUCCCCUCUCUGUAGAUAGCCAUGUACAGACAACACUUGACUGGAUACCGUAAAGGACAACGGCAUGCUGAAGCUCUUCAAAUCUGCACUUCUCAUGAAAGAAAAAAAAAAUGGGAGAUUUUGUUUUCUUCCUUAGUUGUUUACUUUUCUUUGGAGAUUUACUCUGUUUUUCGCUCUCCCCUUCCCUCCUCUUAACGACUUAAUGAACUAAUUGCAUUUGCUAUGACAAGAAAGAAGAGACCUGUCAGCACAUGGUUUGGUUAUGAAGAAGAAUCCUGUAAAAGUUUCAAUUUGACAUUAAA